UUCUAGUUAUGCAUUUUUUUUUCAAUUCUUACGUCCUUCAAAUCUGAUUUCAUCUAGUAUGCCAGGUCUGGUCCCCCGAUUAUUUGAGCUAAGUUUAUUGUAGUACAACUCAUUUCUAAUAGUCUGACACACACUCAUUGAUACCAUGUCUGCUACUCCUGGCAGCAUAAUGAUCAAGACGUUUGGAGAAAUGGAUAAUGAUAAUGUUGAUGUCCUUAAGCAAGGUCAAAUGCAGAGCCAAGUCCUUAAACGAGGUAAAAUGCAGGGUGAUGUCCUUAAGCAACGUCAAAUGCAGAGCGAUAAAUUGACCAGACAAUUUAACUCUCCAACUAAGCCCAGCCCUGCUGUUGCUGGGGCUACAAAGGGUCAAAAUGAGAAAAAUGUGGUAGAAGAUGCAAAAAUUUCACCCCCUCGUGUCAAGCGAAAUAAGACUGGACCAAAUCAGCUUUCGUAUAAAAAAAACAAUGUAUCUGCAAAACAUGUCCUGCCUGAAGACUCUGGAGGUACUACUGAAUUGAAGAGACUGCUAACUCCAAUUAACUUAUUCGAAGACGAAUGCAUUUUCUGCCAUUCAUUUAGAACAAGCCAGUUCCAUAAGUCGAUGGUAUGUUAUCUAAAGGGAAGAAUUGUGUCCAUUGAAGAGGGCAACUCAUCAAAUGCCAUCUAUGUCCAUAAAAACUGCAUGGAGUGGGCUCCUAGAGUGUGGUUUAAGGGUGACGUUAUUAUGAACUUGGAGUCAGAAAUCAGACGUGCUUCAAGACUGAGAUGCGGAAGAUGUGGACUCCAGGGAGCAGCCCUUGGUUGUUAUGACAAUGAUUGCAAAAGGAGUUUUCACGUUCCAUGUGCACUUCAGAUUGCUUGUCGCUGGGAUGUUGGUGAACGUCAUGUGCUGUGCCCUGAACAUGUUUCAAAGACAUUACCAUGUGAUAAGCUGUAUACACGUACAACGGAGAAUGCCAAUUCUUCUUCCUUGCAUCAAAGCCAAUGCUCCUACAAAGAAGAUUCUUUCACCGAUUUCGAAGAGGAAGGCCAACAAUCUGACCAGCUUAAAACCACAAGGUCUUUCUUGCCUGUGGGCCCAUGUACAGACAAGGAAGGAAAACUUGACAAUCGUCAUAGGGAAAAUCAACAAACAGAUAAACUCAACACUUCUAAUGCUGCAUUAUUUCCUCAGAGCCCAUAUAUACACAAGGAAGUAAUUCUUGACAAUCAUCAAAGGGAAAAUCAGCAAACAGAUCAGUUUAACAUUUUGAAUCCUUUGCACUUGAGUCAAAGCAAAUGUUCUCCAAAAGAAGGAAUUUCCACCAAUAGCUCAACAGAUGGCAAACAAAUUGAUCAGCUUGAUACCUCAAGUUUUUCUUCCUUGCCACUGGGGAAACAUUUAUAUGAAGAAGAAAUUUGUAUGAAUUGUGAAAGGGAUGAUCAACGAGCACAUAAGCAUAACACGUCAAAUUUGCCCUCAUUGCCUAAGAGAUCCCAUCAUUCCAGCUGUCAUCCAGAUGAAGAAGGAAUUUCCAGUGUUUACAAAGGGGAAGAAAUAAAAGCAUAUCAGCCUGACACGUCAAGCUUCCCUUCUGAUCAGUUGGUUUUGCUUGGAUUGUCUUUGACUGCGUCAGAGAAGGAUUCCUUGCAGGAGUUUGCAUGUUGGACCAACGCGAGGCUGAUGAAAGAGUGGGGCGAAAAUGUGACUCAUGCCAUCGUGGGCAAAGGUGCUGGCACCUCAUGGAGCAGAUCAUUUGAAGCUCUCAUGGCCAUACUGCUUGGGAAAUGGGUUGUCCAUUUCGAAUGGAUUGCGGACUGCUCCUCGGAGAUGACUCGGCGUCCAGAAGCUUCUUAUGAGGUAGCACUCAGCAUGGAUCCACUCCGGACAAUCGACGGGCCGAAGAAGGGAAGAAUCCGAGCAACCAAAGGGGCAUGUUACUAUGUUAUCUGGCACUGGCAGUCAAUUGAAAAAAGAAGUUACAUUCCUGGGCAAAACCUGACUGCUGCCAUUCGAUUGUUCACCUCGCGCCUGCAGGCACCGAAGCUGUUCGCGGGACUGCGCUUCUGCCUCAGCGCCUACAUGGACCCUGACGGCAGACACCGCGUGCGCAACCUCAUCGCGGCUGCGGGAGGGCAGGUCCUGAGGGAAGGGUUCCUGGACUUGCUGCUCGGAGACUCCGACGGCUCGUUGGUGGGUCUGUACUUCGUCUUCGACGGCGACGCGCCCGGAGAAUUUUCCACGAGCACGCUGCGGAAGGAGGUGGAGGAGGCGAGGAAGCACGCGGCUGCGGGGGCGCGGGUGAUCAGCCACCUGAGGUUGCUUGACGCCGUCGCGGCGUAUGACGCGGAGAUCCUGGACCCCGCUGAACGUGAAGAGAAGGAUGGCUUCGCGUCGUAAAUGCGCGCGCGAGUAGGGAGGAGUUUUUGGCGAUUCAGUACCAGCAUUUUGUUCGGCAGAAGCAGAACAGUAUUAUUCAAUGUGUAUACUGAUCGGUGGAUAGGGGUCGAUCAGCGUCGUCGUAGGAUGAUGGCACCUGCUCAGAACAGUAUUAUUCAGAAAUGUGAUAGCGCUUGUUGUUAGAAAGUUGGAACCGGUUCUCGCUUGGCG
Molecule: messenger RNA, 2590 nt
Organism: Panicum virgatum (switchgrass)
Lineage: Eukaryota; Viridiplantae; Streptophyta; Magnoliopsida; Poales; Poaceae
Product: BRCA1-associated RING domain protein 1-like
Exons: 13
Coding region: 146-2380 (744 amino acids)
Biological process (GO): positive regulation of transcription by RNA polymerase II; negative regulation of fatty acid biosynthetic process; double-strand break repair via homologous recombination
Cellular component (GO): BRCA1-A complex; BRCA1-BARD1 complex; plasma membrane
Molecular function (GO): ubiquitin-protein transferase activity
Source: RefSeq, a predicted model, not a curated record